AUGAAAUCAAAUAAUAAUAUUUAUAUUAUUGUUUUAGUUAUAGUAUUGUUUAUUAUAACAAACGAUGCUUUACAAUUAGAGAAAAAAAAAACAUACAAAAUAGGAGAUCCUCUGCCGAUCUAUGUGAACAAGUUGAUUUCGCAAGACAAAAUCUUCUCUUAUUCAUACUAUGAUUUACCAUUUUGUAAACCUGAAAACGGUAGUUUAUCGUCUCAUGAAACUAUCGGUCAAGUUUUAAAUGGUGAAAGAAAACAACUCACUCCUUAUAAUGUAACAUUUUUGCAACCAACAUCAGGUUAUCAAGAGAUCAAUAAAUACUCUGGUUGUGAUAUCUUUAGUUAUCGAGAUACCAACGAUAAGCUGUCAGAGUUUAUCAAAGAGAGAUACUAUAUGGAGAUGGAAAUCGAUGAUCUUGUUGCCUACACUUGGAGUGGAGUUGCAAACUACAAUGCAAUCAAUAUCGGAAAUUACUGGUUCGAUCGAGCAAAUAAUCAGGAAAUAUUGACAAUCAACAACUAUUUAUAUUUCACAAUUCAGUAUAACAAGGUUAGCGAAGAUGAGUAUACAAUCGUUGGACUCCGUGUUUUACCACAGAGCAGACAAUUCAACUUGCAAAACUAUCUUGAUAACGGUAUUAUCAGCUCUAAUGGCAGCAACCAAUAUCUAGAUAGUGACAAAGAGUUUCUGUUGUACACCUACGCGGUCGCCUUUGAGGAGAGCAAUGUCACAUGGGAACAUCGAUGGGAUCAGCUGAUUGACCAUGAACAUACCAGUGUGUUAGUUGGUGCUAGUACAAUCAAGAUUAUUUUGUUUAUCUAUAUCUUUAUCUAG
Molecule: messenger RNA, 831 nt
Organism: Heterostelium album PN500
Lineage: Eukaryota; Evosea; Eumycetozoa; Acytosteliales; Acytosteliaceae
Exons: 2
Coding region: 1-831 (276 amino acids)
Biological process (GO): protein localization to membrane
Cellular component (GO): membrane
Source: RefSeq, a predicted model, not a curated record